Manihot esculenta (cassava) is the source of this 3522-nucleotide messenger RNA. Its product is annotated as exocyst complex component SEC5B. Gene Ontology annotation, cellular component: exocyst. The transcript is spliced from 21 exons. NCBI's taxonomy places the organism in Eukaryota, Viridiplantae, Streptophyta, Magnoliopsida, Malpighiales, Euphorbiaceae. Gene Ontology annotation, biological process: Golgi to plasma membrane transport; exocytosis. Bases 135 to 3404 code for a protein of 1089 amino acids. The record is from RefSeq and is a predicted model, not a curated record.
UUCGUUCUAUUUUCAUCUUCUCCCCAGUAUAUCUACUUUUUUUCACACGCUUAAACGGCCAUUAAUACCAAAUUAUAGACCAUAACUGCUCAGAUCUAACUCGGAACGCACCCGAACUUCCAUAAAUUACGAAAAUGGCAAGCGACAGCGACGACGAGGAUGAGCUCCUUCAGAUGGCAUUGAAGGAGCAAUCGCAACGCGAUCUCAACUACCAUAGACCACCGUCGUCGUCUUCUUCCGGUCAGCGGAAGCCGGUGGCCAAUUUCGUGCAGCCACCGAAGAAGACUGCCGGUACUCCGCCCAGGCCGGGGCAUAAUCAGCAGCAGCAGCAAAAGAAGAAAGACACGAGAGUGGUCGAAGAGGACGAUGAUUCGGAGGUGGAAAUGCUCAGUAUAUCGAGCGGAGAUGAGGAGGUGACUAAGUAUCGAGGAGGGGCGAAAGGGAGAGGAGGCGGAGGAGGAAGGGGAGCGAAGGGGGUGGAUGAUAGACCGUGGGAUGGAGAAGAGCCUGAUUGCUGGAAAAGAGUUGAUGAGUCUGAGCUUGCUCGUAGGGUUCGUGAAAUGCGAGAGACAAGAACAGCACCAGUAGCUCAAAAGUAUGAGCGGAAACCUUCAGCAGCAGUAGUAAGAAAGGGGCUUAACAGUCUACAGUCUUUCCCUCGUGGUAUGGAAUGUAUAGAUCCACUAGGGUUGGGGAUUAUAGAUAACAGAUCUUUAAAGCUGAUCAUUGAAUCAUCAGAAAGCUCUCCAAGAUCUGACAGAGAAUUUGUGGAUAAUAAUCUUCGUGAAAAGUUGAUACUUUUCUCUGAAAAGUUUGAUCCAAAGCUUUUUCUAUCCCGAAUCCAUCAACGUACCAGUGCAGCAGACCUAGAGUCCGGUGCUCUUGCUUUAAAAUCCGAUCUUAAAGGACGUACACAACAAAGGAAACAACUGGUUAAAGACAAUUUUGACUGCUUUGUAUCUUGCAAAACGACGAUUGAUGAUAUCGAAUCAAAAUUGAAACGAAUUGAAGAAGACCCUGAAGGUUCUGGGACUUCUCAACUGUACAAUUGCAUGCAAGGCGUGAGCUCACUGGCCAAUCGCGCUCUUGAGCCUCUAUUUGAGAGACAGGCUCAAACUGAGAAGAUCAGAUCUGUCCAAGGAAUGCUUCAGAGGUUCCGAACGCUAUUUAACUUGCCAAGUACUAUUCGUGGCAGCAUUAGUAAGGGUGAAUAUGACUUGGCUGUAAGGGAAUACAAAAAGGCGAAGUCAGUUGCUCUGCCCUCUCAUGUAAAUAUACUGAAACGUGUUCUAGAAGAGGUUGACAAAGUGAUGCAUGAGUUCAAGGGCACACUUUACAAACUGAUGGAAGAUCCACAAAUAGACCUUACAAAUCUCGAGAACACUGUGAGGCUGUUGUUGGAGCUGGAACCCGAGUCAGAUCCUGUAUGGCAUUACUUAAAUGUGCAGAAUAAUAGAAUUCGAGGUUUGCUUGAAAAAUGCACUUUAGAUCAUGAAGCUAGAAUCGAGACUUUGCAUAUCCAGAUGCGAGAAAGAGCUCUCUCUGAUGCAAGGUGGAGUCAAAUGCAACAAAAUCUAAAUCCAUCUUCAGAUGUCAGCAAUGACAUUCCUCUGCAAGUAGACUCACAAGCAAUAGAAUUGACUGGUGAAGAAGUUGACACUCUUAGAGGAAAGUACAUUCGAAGGUUGACUGCUGUAUUGAUCCAUCAUAUACCAGCCUUCUGGAAAGUUGCACUUUCUGUUUUCAGUGGGAAAUUUGCCAAGUCUUCCCAAGUUUCUGCUGAAUCAACUGUUCACACUUCAGCAAAUAAAGCUGAGGAAAAAGUUGGAGAUGUGAGGUACUCAACACAUUCUAUUGAUGAAGUUGCUGGAAUGGUUCGCAGUACUAUAUCUGCAUAUGAAGUGAAGGUUCACAACACAUUUCGUGAUCUUCAAGAAUCAAAUAUCCUUCGGUCUUAUAUGAGUGAUGCCAUAAACGAAAUAUCCAAAGCCUGCCAAGCUUUUGAAGCAAAAGAGUCGGCUCCACCUACUGCUGUCAUGGCACUCAGAACUCUUAAGGCAGAGAUUACGAAGAUUUAUAUACUUAGGCUUUGCUCUUGGAUGCGAGCAAGGACGGAAGAGAUAUCAAACGAGGAAACAUGGGUUCCUGUAUCCAUUCUUGAAAGGAAUAAAUCUCCAUACACAAUCUCUUUCUUGCCUCUAGCAUUCCGCUCAGUUAUAGCCUCUGUGAUGGAUCAAAUCAAUUUGAUGAUCCAGUCCUUGAGGGUUGAAGCAAGAAAAUCAGAAGAGAUAUUUUCACAACUUCAAGAAAUUCAAGAAUCAGUUAGACUUGCCUUCUUAAACUGUUUCCUGGAUUUUGCUGGUCAUUUGGAAGAAAUUGGGAUCGAGCUUGUCCAAAACAAAUCAAGCAAAGAGACUCUGCAUUUGCAGAAUGGAUAUACUCAUGAAUCUGAAGACAAGUUGUCUCUUAAUAUCCCUGGAAGUGUUGUUAAUUCACAUCAGCAAUUGCUGAUAGUGUUAAGUAAUAUUGGAUACUGCAAAGACGAACUUGCUUAUGAGUUGUACAAGAAGUAUAAAAGUAUUUGGCAUCAAUCUAGGGAAAAAGAAGAUGACGGUGAUAUACUAGAUCUGGUGAUGUCCUUCUCUGGUCUUGAAGAAAAGGUCCUUCAGCUGUAUACUUUUGCAAAGGCAAAUAUGAUCAGAACAGCAGCUAUGAACUAUUUGCUUAACUCUGGUGUUCAAUGGGGAUCUGCACCUGCUGUCAAAGGCCUUCGUGAUGCAGCUGUAGAGUUAUUGCACACUCUAGUAGCUGUGCACUCAGAGGUCUUCACUGGUGCUAAGCCUCUCUUGGAUAAGACACUUGGCAUUCUUGUGGAAGGUUUAAUUGAUACGUUUCUGAGCCUUUUCCAUGAAAACAAAAGCAAAGAUCUUAGGUCACUUGAUGCAAAUGGUUUCUGUCAGCUCAUGCUUGAGCUUGAAUACUUCGAGUCCAUAUUGAAUCCAUAUUGUACGCCUGAUGCAAGGGAGUCACUGAAGUCCUUGCAAGGUGUGCUCUUAGAAAAAGCAACUGAGAAUGUUACUGAAGCUGUUGAAAACCCAGGGCAUCAACGGCGAUCAACUCGCGGGAGUGAAGAUGCACUUGAUGACAGGCAACAAGGGACGACCAACUCUCCAGAUGACCUGAUUGCUCUUGCUCAGCAGUGUAGCGCUGAAUUGCUUCAAGCAGAACUUGAGAGAACACGAAUCAAUACAGCAUGUUUCGUGGAGUCAAUUCCCUUGGAUUCGGUGCCAGAACCUGCAAAAGCUGCUUACGGCUUCCAAGGAUCAAAGGAUUCUCCCGGCAGAAACUACAGAGGCACACAAGCAAUGGGAUCCCCAGGUUUUUCUCGGCAUAGGCGUCGAUGAUUUAGUCAUUGUUGGUAAUUGCAAGUUUUGUUUUUACAAUUUUCCCCAUAUGUAUGUGCAAUUGUUGUAUCGUAUAAUCAUUGAUAUAUCCAAUUGAAUGAAAUCCAUAUUCUUUCCA